CAUUCGUAAAUCGUGACUUUUCAUUCUGACAGUCUUGUUUAAGUUUUGCAGUUAGUACACGAGUACAGACAAGCUAUUAGUAUGGUAGAGUAUGCCAAACAGUAACAUUAAUGCAUAUUGCUGGCUUGACGUUUUUCGUUUGUACACAGUAAGACCGAGAACAGCGUCCAACAAGGUAUAGGAAUGGCCGAAGACGUGAAAGUGGGGAGAUGUUUGGAUAUGUGCCCACCACAGGAAAGAAUGGUGAGGCAAGAACAGCGAAGAUUGCAUCCUUUAGAAAUUGUUCCAGGUUCACAACAGCGUUUAAGACCUGCAACAGAUGCUGCCAGUGCAGUAAAGGAAUAUACAAGGUCAGCAGCUGGUAAAUUGGAAUCAACAGAAGAGGAACUUAGACCACCAGAUGUCCUAAUGAAAACAAUACAAUAUCUGUUACAAAAAAUUGUGACAAGGGAAGAUGUUCCUUACAGAGAUAUUUAUGACUUUGUCUUUGAUAGACUACGUAGUGUUAGGCAAGAUAUGGUCAUACAGCAGUUGGCGCCUCGCUACACUGUUGCAAUAUUACAACCUAUUAUUCGAUUUCAUUUAUACUCUGGAUACAGACUUUGUGAAGAACCAAUCAUGAACUUUGACCCACAUAUCAACAAAACUCAUACCCAGGAAUGUUUGAAGAAGCUGUUAGUUUGCUAUGAGGAAUAUGAACACAGUUUUGAUAGUCAAGUAGAGUUUGAAGUGCUGUAUUUACUGUAUAAUUUAGGUUCCAUGGAAGCGUUAUCACAUGUUUUAUCAUUACCAGAACACAUCAGGAUUCACGAGGACAUGAAGUUUGCACUUGAUUUAAGUAAAGCUUUUUUGGAAAACAACUUUGUUCGUCUGUUCACAUUGUUGCCUAACUCAACAGCUUUACAAGCUUGUGCAGUCCAGCAGAAUUUAUUGCAUAUAAAAAGCAAAGCCUUGCAAGUUGUAAGUACCGGCUUUAGCAGUAAAAACACAAGGUUUCCUGUCUCUAUACUCACUAAGUGGUUGGAUUUUACUGAAGAGUUACACACUAUUGAAUUCUGUCAACACCAUGGGCUGAUAGUGGAGAACAACUUUGUUCAUUUAAUGAAGACUGCUUUUAAAAUUCCACAAAGUUACAAUUCUACAAUGAUGAAAAAAAGCUGUCAUUUCAUCGAUGGGAAAGUGAAAAAUGGUGUUAAUCUAUUUCAAGGUAAUGAUAUGAGGGAAUUUUAUAGCAGUAAUGCUACUAAACAAUCUGGUGGUGUUUCCGUAAGAGAAGAUGUAGAUCACGGUGGGAAUAUCAGUGACAGUGAUAUCUGUCGUGGAAGGUUGACUGAAGAAUGCAUGUCAGAAAUGUUUGCAAGCAAGUGUCAGCUUGGUUUAGAUGUUGGUUCCUGUGGACGACUCAGGGGGAAAUUCAGACGUAAUUAUGAAAGACUGCCUGAACACACAAAUCAACAAUCAUUGAAUGGAGAACGAAAUAUGGGACAUUCUGUAUGUAGUCAAAGAAGAGGGUAUUGGCACGGCAGGAGAGAUGAUAGAAAUGAGGUGGACAAAUAUGGAAAUGAUAUUGACAAAAAACAACAAAAUUCAGGAAGUGAUUACCUCAUAGAUCAAGAGAUUAGGAUUGGGACUAAGUCUAGAAUAGAGGAUGACAAAGACAAUAAUCAGAAUAAAGUAGAAUCUGACGACAUUCCUGGAAAUGUGUACAAAGGAAAUUUAAGAGGAAGAGGUCGAUGGAGAGGCAGGUCAAGAGGGAGAGGAUCAAACCCAAAUGACUACAAACAAUUUUAACACAAGUUUCAGUUUUCAGUAAAUUGACAUUCAUUUGCAUGAUGCAAUACUACAACUGCAUAAAAUUUUCAAUGCAUUCCAAUGCAAUGUACAGACUU
Messenger RNA from Saccoglossus kowalevskii, 1889 nucleotides. Its product is annotated as SAC3 domain-containing protein 1-like. Gene Ontology annotation, biological process: spindle assembly; centrosome duplication. The record is from RefSeq and is a predicted model, not a curated record. Gene Ontology annotation, cellular component: centrosome; spindle; nucleus. NCBI's taxonomy places the organism in Eukaryota, Metazoa, Hemichordata, Enteropneusta, Harrimaniidae.